Molecule: messenger RNA, 3675 nt
Organism: Cynara cardunculus var. scolymus (artichoke)
Lineage: Eukaryota; Viridiplantae; Streptophyta; Magnoliopsida; Asterales; Asteraceae
Product: F-box/kelch-repeat protein At1g55270-like
Exons: 2
Coding region: 2273-3532 (419 amino acids)
Molecular function (GO): protein binding
Source: RefSeq, a predicted model, not a curated record
UUAAGCUCACUGGCAACAAUCACAGUACAAUACUUAUAAAAGAAAAUACGAUUGACUGAACUUGGAAAUAUGUUUACUGAAUUUUUUUCCCUUUAAAUUACGAUUAACUUAAAAGUCAUUAUAAUCCAUAAACGACUUUUCCAUCGUUCAACAAACAUGACAUAUGUUUUCAUCGAUAAAAAAUACAUACAACGACAUCCAACAGUGACUUAAUCGGUAAAUUAAGAUAUAUUUAUAUGUGUUUAAAUUAAUCGAAUUUAUAAAAAAAAAAUUAGAGAUUUAGAAAAGGUCUUACUUUCGUUGACCUACCAAGUUGAAUUGCUAACUUUUGAAGUCUACAAUCCAUUGUCCAAUCACUACAAAAUCACUUCUUUAUUUUCUUUAUAUGUUUUUUUCUUGAUUGAUAAAUCCGGUUGUUAAAGUUUUUAACAACAAAAUCAACACGGGUCCAGCUGUGAUUUCUCAGUUCAUCAAGAUGAUCUUCUCCUAUCGCGUUUUUUGGUUUUCUUGAAAUCUCUAUCUAAGUAUACAUACCAAAGACGCACUUUUCUGUUCGCAUUUUCAUGUGGAAUUAGAAAAGGGGUUUCUUUGAUCCUAUGAGUUUAUUAUUUGGUUCUUGAAUAUUAUAAUCUUGGAUCAGAUUUCGAGACUGCCGGUCUCCUCUUGCUCUUGAUCUACGAUACAUAGACAGUCCUACGUUUUUUGAUUAUUUGAUUUGUGUGUUCGUAGCAGAAGAAAACAUUACUUCAUCGUAUGAAAUUGCUUCGAUUGUGAGUUAGAUGGCUCAAUUACCUGAACCUGAACGGUCCCCCAGUGUUCAACAAAGGGGUUUUCGAGUUCAAGCUCCAUUGAAUAUGAGUAAUUUGCAGAGAUGUCCAGAUGAAAUUGAAUAGAAGUUUCAAGAAAUCUUGACAUUACUUAUAAGUUGUGAUUGAGGGCUUCUGUUUGUUUAGCCCCAAUUGUGGGGAUUUUUGUUUUCAUGCGAAUUUUGGGAUAAAGAAAUUGUAUGUUCUUUGUGUUUUUGGGAAGUCUUGAGCAAACUUAUUUGAGUACUACCCUAGUCUUUGUUUUGUCUUGGUGUGAGCCACUCUAUGAUGUUAUUUGUGAAUAGAAUCCAUCAGCAUUUUGUUUGAUUAGAAUUCAGAUUCUCAUGAUGGCCCUUGUGUUUGAACCUUUGGGAUUAAAAAAGCUGUGGCUUUUGUUGUUCUUGCUGGUGUUGCCUAUGCUAAUCUACUUGUUAAGCAACCAAACAGACUUUAGGUCUCUUUUUCUCAUAUAUGGAGAUACAAUUACAGAUCCCCUAUAUCUUUCUUGAAUAGAAUUGGGAUGAACCCAUAAAACCUGGAGGUAAACACUGCAAACACUGGUUUCUAAAGCUCGAUUCUGGGAGAUUUCUGAUAAAUCUUAGUGAGCUAGUGGUCUAAGAUAGAACUAUGCUGUUUGUUGCUGAAUGUUUAAGAAGCUUACUACAUCAAGAGAGUAUUUUUUUGGUGUUCUUUGUCAAUUUUGCCCAAGUAGUUUGGUGUGUUCUUUAUACAUAAGUCUUCAAUUGUUGCACCCAUGCUUGAACAUCUUUUUGUUCUUUUUUUCUCGUGCUUCUUUCACCAUAUGCUAAUCUUUAUUCCUGCUACCUGUUUGCUCACACUUCUGAACAAGCCCCCUGUUUCACCAAAAUAGCUGCUAUAUACUCGUUGGGGCAGAGGUUAGGUCCGCUUACAUCUUAUCCCUCCCACACCUACUUUCGAGUGGGGAUUUACUGGGUCGAUUUGCAUAUUAGGUUCUCUAGAAUAAAAUUAGUCCAUGAAACAAUAAGAAUCUUUUUCUAUUGUGCCGACAUUUCUUAUUCAUGUGUUGAGAUCGAUAAUCACACACACUAUAUACUGUAUUAACGUGGUUCAACAAUUGCGUGCAUCCAUAGUCAUUGCUAUGGGUUUCUUCUUUUUUCAUGAAAUAAUUUGGCUACUUCUAUAACAAGAACCCAAACCAGAAGGGCAAGACAAGUUUCCCAUGAAGCUGUUUUUAACCCUUCGUUGGAAACCUGAAGUUGUGUGGUUUGCACCCCGAAUCGGACUUCUCGUUUAACACCAUGUUGUUAGAAAGAAAUUCUUUCUUUUGUAUGUAUGUAUAAGCUAGACUUUUUGCUUCCUCUGAACCCUCGAUAAUCUUAUCUUGAAUGAAGAUUGCAGCAUUUCUUGCAAUAUUAUUGGUAUGGGUAUGUUUAUUGAUAUUAACAGAAAUUAUAUGGCGAUUAUUGGCAUCCUAACAUGGCAAAAUGAUUCAGGUCGAGUCUGUUUCGUGCUACUGUAGAGUUGAUGCGGGUUUGAAAACAGUAGCCGGAGCCAGGAAAUUUGUCCCUGGAUCGAAACUUUGCAUCCAGCCGGAUAUCAAUCCACGUGCACACAAGUCCAAGAAUGGGCGCAGGGAAAGGACGAGGAUUCAGCCGCCUCUCCUUUCUGGCCUCCCCGAUGACUUAGCCAUUGCGUGUUUAAUCCGGGUCCCACGUGCCGAACAUAACAAGCUUCGAUUAGUUUGCAAACGAUGGUUCAGGCUUCUGUCAGGUAACUACUUCUAUUCCCUUAGAAAGAGUCUUGGAAUGGCUGAAGAAUGGGUUUAUGUCUUUAAACGAGACCGUGAUGGACGGAUUUCUUGGCAUGCUUUCGACCCCACCUACCAACUAUGGCAGCCGCUUCCACCGGUCCCUGUCGAGUACGGUUACGCCCUCGGGUUUGGCUGCGCUGUUUUAAGUGGUUGUCAUCUUUAUCUGUUUGGAGGUAAAGACCCUCUUAAGGGUUCUAUGCGGCGCGUUAUUUUCUACAGUGCUAGGACAAAUAAAUGGCACCGAGCUCCAGAUAUGCUUCGGAAGAGGCAUUUCUUUGGAGCUUGUGUGAUUAACAACUGUCUUUAUGUGGCGGGUGGUGAAUGCGAGGGGAUCCACCGGACCCUUCGGUCAGCGGAAGUUUAUGAUCCGAAUAAACACCGAUGGAACUUCAUAUCGGAUAUGAGCACGGCAAUGGUACCAUUUAUAGGGGUGGUUCAUAACGGAAAGUGGUACUUGAAAGGACUAGGAGCGCACCGGGAGGUGUUGAGUGAAGCAUAUAGCCCGGAAUCUAACACGUGGGGGUCCAUCACGAACGGGAUGAUUGGUGGUUGGCGGAACCCAAGCAUCUCAAUGAACGGACAGCUUUAUGCUUUGGAUUGCCGGGAUGGAUGCAAGAUUAGGGUUUAUGAAGAAGGGACAGGUUCUUGGAAAAGAUUCAUGGACAGUAAGAUGCAUCUAGGGAACUCACGUGGAUUGGAGGCUGCAGCGCUUGUUUGUUUGAACGGGAAGCUGUGCAUCAUUCGGAAUAACAUGAGUAUGAGCGUGGUGGAUGUGUCGAGCCCGAAUAAAGAGGUGGAGAGUAAUCCGGAGGUUUGGGAGAACAUCGGUGGGAAAGGUCAGAUAAAGACAUUGUUCACGAAUUUAUGGUCGAGUUUAUCGGGCCGAAAUGGUGUGAAGAGCCACAUUGUGCACUGUCAAGUGCUUCAAGCAUGAUGAAAAGAUAUGGGGUAGUGAUUGAAGGAAUGAAGAAGAGAGAAUUCAGAGGUGAGGUAGGUCUUAGAAGCAGAAAUCAAUGUUGCUACUCAAUUGAUUGAUUAUGUCAUGUGUAUAAUUGAAGCCUGUGUGUUUUUGGGUCA